Molecule: messenger RNA, 1981 nt
Organism: Planococcus citri (citrus mealybug)
Lineage: Eukaryota; Metazoa; Arthropoda; Insecta; Hemiptera; Pseudococcidae
Exons: 7
Coding region: 106-1824 (572 amino acids)
Source: RefSeq, a predicted model, not a curated record
AUGUCGAUAAACCAAAAAUUAUAUUUCAAAAUCAAUAUGGCCUAAUUUCAAUUCACUCGCAGUCUUUCAGUGAAUAAAGUCCUACUUUCAAUAUCCAAAAUAAUUAUGCAGUAUUUAUCAGUAUUAAUCGUAGUUUUUUGGCAUAUUUUUUGUGUCGACCAAAGUAGAUCAGAAAAUGCGUUAAUUUUCAAUCUAAGAACCAAGAGUCUCGUAGACCCGAGACAUUUCAAGCAAACCCCCAGCACUCCUCCCAUUUUCACCGCUUGUUUAGCAUCGACACCUGCAGAAAAACUAUUCAAUGAAAAAGUUUCCAUCACUCAGAACAGCGUGUUUUUGAGAGACAUUCACAAAGAACACGAAAAUCCGAAAUAUAUUUCGCUGGAUGUUUGUAAUGAAACGGCGAAGCCUGCGACGGUCUACAAUUCGAGGAAAGAUGAGUAUUCGAUUGGUUAUGAGCUGUAUUACGAAGAAGGAAAAAUCACAAUGGGUGAAAGUGAAGAUUAUGAGAGCUUGGGACCGGUACACACUGAUGACAAUACAUUCAGUCGUAAACUACAACGAGAUUUAUUUGCAACAAAAUUGAACACUUUUAGACAAACCAAAUUCAAGCUCGUCAAUGGAUCUUCUACAUGGAUUUUUCAUUGGAUACCCGUUUUGUCAAUUUCGUCCUCAUCAAACAACCGAAAACGUAUCUACUUCAAAGACGUUGAAACAGUUAAAACUACAACAGAUCAUCUAGUAGAUAAAUGCGAAGAUUACAACACUAAUACGAGUGAAAAUGUCGAUUUUUUCUACUCAGAGGAAAACCAAAUUGCAAGUUUGAAGGAUAUUUCAACCGAAGCACUUGAAUCGAAAAACGAUUCUAAAAAUACUACAUUAUCACCUGAAUCGAAAAACGAUACUAAAAAUACUACGUUAUCACCUGAAUCGGAAAACAAUACUGAAAAUACUACAUUAUCACCUGAAUCGAAAAAUGAUACUAUAAAUACUACAUUAUCACCCGAAUCGAAAAACGAUACUGAAAAUACUACAUCAUCACCUGAAUCCAAAAACGAUACUAAAAAUACUACAUUACCUUGUGGAAACCCUUACGGUUGCUUGGAAAAACGACAAAUAAUACCUUUAUGGUAUUUUAAUUCGAGCUCAGCCAAAUUAGCAAGUUGCACUGGCGCUAAUUUUGUCCCAAUUUGGAAAACUAUCGCGAAUGGACAGCUGAUCAAAGUUGAUCAAUAUAUCUACGCGUUAACUCGAUACGUAAUAAAUCAACUAAAAGGAGACGGAGAAAUAUUCUUCGGCGUCUCCGGCAUACUAAAGAUGAACAAAACGAUCAACAACAACGAAUCUCAACCGCAAGAAAUACAUUUAUCCGACUCCAAUAACCAAUCAUUCGUACCGGUCCCCAAAAUAAUCUACCGAAUCGUCCAUUGCGCCGUAUGCGUUUGGGAAAAAGCAGCCAUCAUCAUUCACAACGAUCCCACUGCUUCAGAUUCUGAUAGACUUUGUCCAGAAAGCACCGAACUCAAAGGCUGGGAAAAGAUACAAAACAACAAUUCUGCAACUGGACUAACGUACGUCUGUCGUGUCACCAGGAGAAUCGAUGAUGCGUUAGGAUCGCGAUCUUGCAAAAAUGCAGAAUUCUUCGAAGCAGGAGGGCUUAAUUUGAAUGAUUUUCCAUACGAGUGGCAACAAGACAAACAAGAACAAAUGCAAAUGGAUUACAAUUGGAUACCUGGCAAAAUAGAGCAACAUGCGGAUGUCAGGUUUCGUGUGAAUAAAGAAUGCGAUACUUUGUUCGAUACGACAUAUUGUAUGCCUAGCUAUUAAAAUUUUCAACUUUUUUCCAAUUGGAAAAUUAUGCGAGGAAAACUGCGGGCAAAAAUUUCUUGAAUUGGGUCGAAACUGGAAAGAAUGGCGAUGAGGUGAAAAAAACUGGUUUGAUGUUUUUUCCGAUCCAUUUUUCAAAUAAAUUGUCAUAAUUUAA